This is a messenger RNA of Macrobrachium nipponense, 1796 nucleotides long. Its product is annotated as hemicentin-1-like. Gene Ontology annotation, biological process: synapse organization. The transcript is spliced from 8 exons. Lineage: Eukaryota; Metazoa; Arthropoda; Malacostraca; Decapoda; Palaemonidae. The record is from RefSeq and is a predicted model, not a curated record. The coding region runs from base 657 to 1796 and encodes 379 amino acids. Gene Ontology annotation, cellular component: neuron projection membrane.
GUGAUGCUGACGCUCUGUGUCGAUCUCCCGCCAGAUCUUCGCUCGCUCGCUCGAAGUUUAAACGUCGGGUUUGCAUCCGUCUUUGUCGAGAGACUUUUUUUGGUAAAGAAUACGUUUAUUGAAAACCGUUUCAAAGGGGAAGAAACGUUUGAAAACUUUUUGAAUACCUGGAUAAAGUAGCGUACCACUCUUUGUUUUGGGGAAAAUUGUGUACAAGUGAGAGGGAGAGAAAGAGAGAGAGAAAAGACAGGCAAAGGAACUUGGAAGUGUUCUCUCCAAUUUGUAUAUUUUUUUGAAACUCUGAUAUAUCCACCAAAUAUUCACCAGCAGUGAGAUGGACCUACAGAGAUCAUCAUAAGUGCGGAUUAAAAUGGUCAGGUAAAGAGGCGAAACUGAAUUGUUAGUGUUUCAGUUAUGACCAUGACUCUCAGUGGAAAUAAGUAAGGUACGUGAAUGAAGUGAAACUGACUGAAACUUGCAAAAUUCACAAGUGAUGAAGCACAGCUUAGUUUGAAGGUAACCUGUUGAGUGGAAACAGAAGUGAUAAUACUAAUCCACGAGGUAUUUGGUCAAGUAAGCCUCACGUGACUGAGGUGCAUCAAGUGUCCAGCUCAAAAAAGUUCACGUGACCACAGUAAACCAAAGCAAAAGCAAUAAUGUCCUUAAAGGCAGCACCAAAAGAACCGAAUGUGUGGCUCUGCAGAGCGAAGUACUUAUUCUUCUGUAACUCGCUGGCUAACAUCUGCUCUCACAGACGCCAUUGUCCCAACAGAUUCGGUUUCAUCAUCAAUGUCAUCUCUGUCUUGACCGUUUUUGCAAGUCACGUAUCCGGAGACCCUGUGCCAGGAUGGAAGGACGAAACUGACUGGAGUUCGGGCCAGGACAAGGAAGGAGGCAGAAGGGGCCCCCACCUCCUGCCGGAUCUCCCAACCAACAUCUCUGUCACGGCUGGGAUGCAGGCGACCCUCCCUUGUCGCGUGGCCAAUCUCAAAGGCAGAGCCGUAUCGUGGAUACGACAAGAAGACUUGAAGGUUCUGGCAACGGACGAGGCUAUAUUCACAUCGGACAAGAGACUGAAAGUCGUUGCCUGGCGCACGGGCGUGGUGUGGGCUUGGGAUCUGCAGAUCGAAGAGGCCAACGUGAAUGAUUCGGGUGUUUACGAGUGCCAGGUCAAUACGAGGCCAAAGAUAUCCCAUCCCGUCGUCCUCAAUGUACAGCAGGGGGGCGCCGUGAUAGCUGGCCCUACGGAGGUGUACGUCGAAAUCGGGUCGCGUCUUCUCCUGACCUGUUGGGUCACAGCUCCGCCGAAGCCACCUGGACCCUUGACUUGGUAUCAUGGAAAGGAGCCCAUUCAUGCACACACAGCAAGGAGCGGCGUCAGCUUACACGUGGCUCAGGAAGGAGCCACGGCGAGCGCUCGGCUCUCAUUGACCAGCGUGACUGCGACAGAUGCAGGCAAUUACACCUGUAAUCCCGAGGGCCUGACGCCGGCCUUCGUCACUGUCUACGUUUUGCAAGACAAGGAGCCGCGAGCCAUGCAUCACGAUAGUGCAACAAGCAACACCUGUAAUUUGCCGACGCUAAUGACAUCUCCCGGUCAUCUUAUUGCUGGGUCGUUAAGGAUGAUGGCACUUGUUUUGGUUCCUUCCGAACGAAUGUUGGUUGCAAACUUAUAUCCCCCCCGUUGGAAUUUUUUAUCUUUGAAGAGUGAAGUCUUCUGUGGUAAUUCAGAAUCCUUAGGCCUUGGAAUUUUAUCUUGGAAGAGUGAAGACUUCUGUGGUAAUUCAAAAUCCUAA